AUGUACAAGGACAGCAGCUGCCGUAGCAGCCCUCAGCCACCACCGCCAACAACGAACGUCGCUGAUCCAGACUCGGAUAGAGCGGCAACGACUGCUAGCACGAAUCUAACUCAGGGCCACCCACCUAAUACGAACUUGACGAGUACAACAACAACAACAGCAACAACUACCACCACCACAACUACUACUCAAGGUACAACAACUACAACAGCUAACGUCCCACCUCAUGUCCAUAGCUCGGCCACCGUAGAAGACGACGAAGAGGACGGCUUUAGUUGUCCCUCUGAAUCGAGCAGUGAUUCGGAAUACGAAAUACGUUCCAGGCCCUCUACGACCAGUACCACCUCAACCUCAUCGUCAUCGACAACCACAGCAGCCGGUAGCGGAGCAGGAGGAGGAGCGCCAAAUUUCGGUUUGACAGCGGGUGUUGGAGGUCCUUGUGUGAGACGUCAGCGCUCCACAACCACCACAGCCCGUCGUCAGCAUCAUCAUCACCGACAUUCGAAUUCCGAUGUACGUAUUUUACGUAAAAUUGGUUAUAUAGCUUCAAGGGUACGUUUCCUGGCCCGCAUCUAUGCCGAUUUUAAACUUGUAAAUCCCUAUACACCCGCCAAGCAGAGACGCCUGCUGCAGGACAUUAUACUCAAACAUUCGAUUGUAGAUCCGGAAAGGGAAUUAAGUAAAGCUGCGGAAGCCUCAGCAAAACCUCGACCCUCUGAUACCCCCUCGGUACGUAGCUUAAAUUCCACCAGCAGUUACAGUGGCCAACAACAAACGGAAAGCUCUUUUGAAGACGAUUCGGUAACGGGUACGGUGAGACGGAAAUCCUCAACAUCGAUAACAGCUUCACCCUCACUGCUGCUGCUCGAAGAUCUUUUGGUUCAGUUAUAUGAAGAUCGUCGUAACAAGGUUACUUUGAUACGCAGACGCCGCAGCAGACGUAGUAGUGCAGGUCAGGCAACAGGUGGCGGCACCACUGGCGGCUCCCAGCAGCUGAAGAAGCCUCUCAAUCAUUUAAUCAUAAUGAGCAGUAAGACGACAAGUAGCAGUGUUGAACGUUUACUACAACUCGACAACGAGGAUGAGGGAGGCGGCGGCGGGCCAAGCAGUCACACUGCCACAGAUGCGGGCAGUGUGGAACGGCUGGCGAAAGGUGGCAAUCACAUUUACAAUGCAAACAUCACAUCAUCUAGUCAACAACAGCAGCAGCAGCAGCAACGCAACAGUUCAAUAUUUCUACAACCCAUUGCGGGGGGUGAGGAAAAUUUACGACGGCGAAGGGCCAGUGAUUGUACACCCCAUCCGGGGCAACCUCUCAGCAAUCAAUUGCAAAUAACGCUUAAAAAUAAUAACUGUACCAAAUUCCCUUUGCAUCGUGGCAGCUGUGGUGGGGCGGGAGAUCAUCUGCUGGCCGCAAAUUCCAUUGCCAAUCGUCAGACCCUAAUAUUGAGUAAAUCGUGUGGCAAUGUUGAUGCCUCGCUGGGCAAUAGCAAUCCCGCGCUCUAUGGUAGUGGAGAUUUGCGUAGCAACACAACAGGGGUGUCAUCGGUGGGUGGUAAUGGUUCAAUGACCACAGCUGGGACAACAGCGACAUCUAUGUGUGGUGGUGGUGGAGGUGGUAGUGGUAUUGGCGGUGGUGGUGGUGCCGGCAGUCAGGCAAUGAACGGCAACAACGAGUACAGUAUUGUCCAAUUAAAUAACACCAUAAUACAGUGCCACUUUAACGAUGAAGACUUUAAGGCUUUGGUCAAGGACCUGAAGCGUAAAGUCGAAUAUACGGAACGCAUGAACUGGUUAUGUCUUUCCAAGCGUCCCAUGGGUCCCCAAUGCCGCAAAAGUAGCUUGCCCAAACAUCAAGAGGUGAAAAAACGUUUCCUGGAAAUAUGCGAUACCACCUUCUCGGAAGAGGUGCGCAACGCAUUGCGUUUGCCGGCCUUCGAUUCGUACGAGUGGAGCGAUGCCGAUAUCAUUCAUUUGAUGCAGACCAUGUUUAUAGAACUGGGAUUUAUUGAGAAAUUCAAUAUACCGUUGGACACAUUGCGGGAGUGGCUAUACGAGGUGUACAAACACUACAAUGAGGUGCCGUUUCACAAUUUCCGGCAUUGUUUUUGUGUGGCCCAGAUGAUGUAUGCCAUAACACGUCAAGCCAAUCUAUUACAACGUUUAGGUGAUUUGGAGUGUCUCAUCCUUUUGGUAUCCUGCAUUUGUCAUGAUCUCGAUCAUCCAGGCUACAAUAACAUUUAUCAAAUAAACGCCCGUACAGAAUUGGCACUAAGAUAUAAUGACAUAUCGCCUUUAGAGAAUCAUCAUUGCUCGAUAGCAUUUCGUUUAUUGGAACAUCCAGACUGUAAUAUAUUUAGAAAUUUUAGCCGAGAAGCAUUCAACCAAAUACGUGAAGGAAUUAUACGUUGCAUUUUAGCCACCGAUAUGGCCCGUCACAAUGAGAUCUUGACCCAAUUUAAGGAGGUUACACCGGUCUUUGAUUAUUCCAAUAGGGCUCACAUAAAUUUGCUUUGUAUGAUUCUCAUAAAAGUCGCCGACAUCUCCAAUGAGGCCCGACCCAUGGAUGUGGCCGAACCCUGGCUGGAUCGUUUGCUACAAGAAUUCUUUGCCCAGAGUGCAGCUGAAAAAACCGAAGGUCUGCCGGUAACGCCCUUUAUGGAUCCCGACAAGGUUAGCAAACCGGGUUCCCAGGUGCGUUUUAUUGGUCUAGUCCUGUUGCCGUUGUUCGAAGCCUUGGGUGAGCUGGUGCCAGAAGUUGUGGAUAUGAUUAUAGUUCCUGUACGCGUAGCAUUGGAUUACUACAAGCGUUUAAAUGAUGCUCAAAACAAAUCUCGUAAAUCCCUGGCCGAUAGCAUUUCAGCUGCCGCCUCAGAGAAUACAAGCGGUGGCUCAGAUGCCAAUGCGGCCUCAACAAGCACGGCUGGUGGUUCGACCGGCGGUGGCACCGGUGGGGCUGGCGGUAGUAAUACCGGUGCUACGAGCAGUGGGGCCGGCAACUCUGGCGGCAGUAUUUCACCCCAAAUGCCACGCUCCCAGUCGGGCAUUAGUGUGAAGUCCCGCCGGAGUAUACCCUCCCAAAAGUCAGCCUCACGCACCUCUGUCGAUGAGCCGGGCGGCAUGCCAGCCGAAUUACAUGAUCUACCGGAGGGCAGUGAAAGUGGUGACUCCGAAACGGCCACAGAGGUUGAUGUUGCUGAGAAAACCUCCAAAUUCAAGGUGGACACCGAAGGCACCAGCAAUCGCUCCAAAUCCUCACAUUCCGCCUCGCGGAAAUCGUCACGCGAAAAACGCCCCUCCAUGAUUGGUGAAAUGUGCAGCAGCGGCAGUGGCCAGCGCAUCCGCAACUCCUAUGGCAACAUCCAUGGCUAUCACUCCAAUCGCAGUCACUUUAGCUCUAAUCGUGCCGUUAGUUUAGACCAAUAUAGCACCAAUAAUCGUCGCCUCUCCGAUGGCCUGCAACAGGUCAUCUCGGAUAGCAAUGUAUUCUAUAAUCGCCACAAUCGUGGCAGUUUGGAAGCUUCCACAGUUAAUUGUCGCCUCGUCGAGGACAUGAAUAUGAAUGCCACUGGAAUUGUGACCGUAGCCCAGUCGUCGGGUGGAAGAGUGGCCGGAGGUUAUCUGCAAUCCAAUACUUCCCCAAUUGUGCCAAAUACAGAAGGUGUCACUUCCAUAAACGGUUCUUCGCUACAGACGCCUGCUGCGGGACCCAAUGCUACCAAUACCACUGCCUCUAACAUGCAACAGCAACAACAACAGCAGAAUAUCAUGUGCAUUAAUACCUUCUCCAAUGGAAACAUAUCGCCCACCCAGCAGCUACAGCAUCAACAGUUACAGCAGCAGCACCAACAACAGCCACCGCGUCAACAUUGUUGUGCUGCAGCAGCAGCGGCCGCCGCUGCGGCUGCCAACAGUGCUCAAAAUGGCUUGACUACCAGUACGACCAGCGAAACUCCUGCCGCCUCCAAACACUCCUGGAAGGCCCGCCUCAAACAAUUCUCCGAUUACUUUAGCUUCUCGUUCGAUAAGAGCUCCAAGCGCUUUAACAGCACCCGCAGCAGCCCCUGUUCGGUGCGCAACAACAAUGGCACCCAGACGGGCGGGCAAGAUGCGGGCGCCACCUAUAUUGAUCCGCUGACCGGCAAGCCCACCACCAUGUGUUGUACCAUCUCGAAUAGCCUGCAAUCGCCGGGUCUGCGACAGAAACACAUUUCCCACCAACACGACUUAAUGUCGGCCGGACGCCAUCGGGCCUAUAGCCUUGAUGUACCCUGCAAUCGCAGUAAUCCACGUUACAGCAGUAGUAGCGGAGGCGGUGGCGACAGCAGUCGCAAAUCAUCCCGCCACGAUGGCACCGUCACCGGCGAGGAGAACAACAGCAACAAUACGCUUCACAGCAGCAGCGGUGGAGGCAGUGAUAUGCCCACCUGCAUGCCGCCACCCAUACGCAUUGGCAGUGUCGAUGCCAGCGAUACAAUACUCAUUACCACUGGUGUCCUGCCAAAUGCAACGUCGGCCACAUUGACACCCGCCACCCUGGGCGAACCGCCCGAGCCAAGCCUGAGCAUUGACUUGGGCCUACAGAGUCAAUCAUCAUCGGCGGAGCCACCGAAAAUAUGACAACGUGGUAGCUCAGAGACGACCACCAACUCCUCGAAUGGAGCCUUUGCUGCACUGCUGCAGCAGCAACAACAACUCGAUGGUCAGCAGCGGGCAGCGGUAAGUGCGGCCA
This is a messenger RNA of Musca vetustissima, 4732 nucleotides long. RefSeq names its product high affinity cGMP-specific 3',5'-cyclic phosphodiesterase 9A. The transcript is spliced from 8 exons. The coding region runs from base 1 to 4620 and encodes 1539 amino acids. The record is from RefSeq and is a predicted model, not a curated record. Lineage: Eukaryota; Metazoa; Arthropoda; Insecta; Diptera; Muscidae. Gene Ontology annotation, molecular function: 3',5'-cyclic-GMP phosphodiesterase activity. Gene Ontology annotation, biological process: cGMP catabolic process.